AGCCCCUCAGGCCGGCAGUUGACUUCUGAAGUCCUCUUGUGCUCUUCCUACCCACGCUCCCUGACAGCUACCGGCAGAGAUGUGGAAGGCCUUCACUCCUCUGCUCAUUCUGGUGGUCGCCACUGCGGUACCACUGACUUCCGCCGACGAAGUUAAGUACUCCACCAAGUAUGACAAUGUGGACCUGGACGAGAUCCUCAACAAUGAUCGGCUCUUCAACAAUUACAUGGACUGCCUGCUGGACGAAGGUGACGAACGAUGUACCCCAGAGGGUAAGGAACUAAAGGGAGUCAUUCCGGACGCCUUGCAGACUGAGUGUUCGAAAUGCAAUGAGAAGCAGAAAGCGAGAGUGGAUAAGGUUGUCAAGUUCAUAAAAGACAACAAGAAGGACUCGUUUGAGAAGCUGAAGGCCAAGUACGACCCCGACGGCACCUAUUUCGAGCGCUACGAGCACCAUCUGAAAGAACUUUCAUAAGCGAGCUGCACCACAGAGAACACCAGACACCUAAUUGGACGCCUUGUAUUCCGCAAGGUCUCUUCAGGAGAAGUCACAAAUCGAUAACAACAUUGAUCAUAUUAUGUUACUUAAUGCCCUUACAAAUGUGGUAACAAUUUCCUUAUGAUACUUUCAGCUGCUGUUGUCAGUUUACUAUGUCAUGUAUUAAGAAUUUCCGCAGCGUCUUAAAAUAACGCUGUCUCCGAUGUUCUCAGACACUUCCUGAAAUGUAAAUACAUCAUACAAAAUGUAAGUUUUAUCUAGUUACUGUUGUUUGAAUGGAAAAUUUAAAGAGUGCUUGGUCAUCUCUGUAUUACCAAACAACUAUUUCUAAAGAAUGUAGCUGUUGUAGGUCACUUAACAUUUAUACUGUAUUAGAAAUUUAUUUCGCAUAUUCUGUCGUCUAUUUUGUUAAACUGUAGGAUUGGUUGUAAUUUGCUGCUUGAAAUAAAGUUUAUUUU
Molecule: messenger RNA, 957 nt
Organism: Schistocerca gregaria
Lineage: Eukaryota; Metazoa; Arthropoda; Insecta; Orthoptera; Acrididae
Product: ejaculatory bulb-specific protein 3-like
Exons: 1
Coding region: 80-475 (131 amino acids)
Source: RefSeq, a predicted model, not a curated record